Molecule: messenger RNA, 909 nt
Organism: Ornithorhynchus anatinus (platypus)
Lineage: Eukaryota; Metazoa; Chordata; Mammalia; Monotremata; Ornithorhynchidae
Gene: XPA
Product: XPA, DNA damage recognition and repair factor
Exons: 6
Coding region: 33-812 (259 amino acids)
Biological process (GO): UV-damage excision repair; base-excision repair; nucleotide-excision repair involved in interstrand cross-link repair
Cellular component (GO): nucleotide-excision repair factor 1 complex
Molecular function (GO): damaged DNA binding
Source: RefSeq, a predicted model, not a curated record
GGAGGAGCCCCGGGCCGACUAACCGGGUCCCGAUGGCCUCCGAGGGCGACGGGGAGGCGCUGCCGGCCGCCGUGCGGGCGGCGAUCGAAAGGAAUCGACAGGGAGCGCUGCUGUUGCGGCGGGCCCGGCUGGCCUCCCGCCCCUAUCCUGCGACCCCUAAGGGAGGCCUCCCUACCACGGCACCGGCCAAGGUCGUUGAUACCGGAGGAGGGUUCAUUUUAGAAGAGGAGAAAGAAGAGGAACACCGAAUUGGGAAAGUGGUGCACCAGCCAGGGCCUGUUCUGGAAUGUGAUUAUAUCCUCUGUGAAGAAUGUGGAAAAGAAUUUAUGGACUCGUACCUCGUCAACAACUUCGAUCUGGCGACGUGUGAUAAUUGCAGAGACGCAGACGGCAAGCACAAGCUUAUAACAAAAACGGAUGCAAAGCAACAGUACCUCCUGAAAGACUGUGAUCUGGAGAAGAGAGAGCCCGUGCUCAGAUUUAUUCUGAAGAAAAAUCCUCAUCACGCCCAUUCGGGUGACAUGAAACUGUACCUGAAGCUGCAGGUCACGAAGCGGGCCCUGGAGGUUUGGGGGAGCGAAGAAGCCCUCGAGGAAGCGAGGGAAGGCCGAAGAGAGAAGAGAGAGAAAAUGAAACAGAAGAAAUUUGAUAAAAAAGUAAAAGAUCUGCGCCGAGCCAUACGGAGCAGCGUGUGGAAGAAAGACACGGGCGCCCACGAACACGAGUACGGCCCCGAAGAGAGCGUCGACGAGGACGUGUUCAGAAAGACCUGUACGACCUGUGGCCACGAAGUAACCUACGAGAAAAUGUAGCGGGUGUAUUGGUUUUAAGUCGGGCAGUUGGAAAUACUUUCCGUUUAAAUAAAGGCUAGAGUUUUGGGGGGCGGGGAGAUGCCGCGUAGCCCGGAAA